AUGUUUCGCGACUUCUUGAUACGGUGCGUUUCUUGUAGACUCGGGUGAUCAGAUGUUCUCAAGGAUCGAUUCUCGGCAUUCGUGACAGCCCCCAUCAAGCUCGUGUGAAACCUUUGGAACGACUGGACUCCAGGAAGACAUACGGCGUCUGAGGAACACUUAAGAGAAGGAUAUCCUGACCCCUGAGCAAGAUGACAAAGGUUUCGCUGCUGAGGGGACGCCACGGACAGCAAUUCCUGAGAUACUUUCAGACUUUCCACCUUCUCAUGUCUGGAAUCACCAUGGGUCUGGUACUCGUUCUCGUCGGACCAACGCUGCUCGAUCUCGCGGAUAUUUUGCAAGUCUCCGUCCGUCAGAUAACCUUCGUGUCGUUCGGAUGCGAUUUAGGAGCUUUCAUCGGCUCCGCUCUAGCCCUGGUGAUCUAUAAAUAUGUCAGUGCGCAGAAGGUCUUGAUAUCCUCCGUCCUGCUGAUCGGUAUAUCGAACAUACUGAUCCCGAAUGCAGGAUCGCCGACAACGAUGGCUGCGUUGACAUUCUGUGUCGGGAUGAGCGUGGGAGUCGUGGAAAUUGGAGCCUAUAUUUGGAUAAUCGGAUUGUGGCCGGACAACGUUGCUCCAAUCACUCAGAUGCUCCACCUUGCUUACGGCAUAGGAGCGUUUAUGUCACCUUUGAUCGCGGAGCCUUAUCUCCGGCAUCACGAGGAAGAUCCCGAUUCACUCGUAUUCAACUCGACAGAAGCAAAUAAGACGGAGUUUCUCAACGAUUUUUUGGAUGGCGAAUUCGACAACUCCAGCUACGUUGACUAUCCUCCAAGCUUGGCUACGGAAUCCCGAGUGUACAUCCCCUACGCCUUGAUCGGUGCCUUCGCUCUCUUCAAUGCUGGCUCCAUCCUCGUUUCGUACUGUUUGGACUCGAGAGAUAUCAAACCCGAAGAACCCGCCGAGGAAGAACGAGCGGCACGGAAACCAACUUCGAAAGCCUUCCAGUGGUCCCUAGUGUCACUGGUCGGCUUCUAUAUCAUGGUCCUGGUGGUCCUCGAAGUCACCGUGGGCAAAUUCCUCGCAACAUACGUCGUUCAGCAUUUCGGGCUCGACCGUUCGAUCGGAGCUUAUCUCGUCUCGUUGUUCUACAUUGGAUUCACAUCGGGGAGGGUGGUUGCCGUGCCAUUAUCUCUGAAGUUCACUCCGAUGCAAAUGAUGAACGCCGCGCAAGCGUUAUUGAUGGCGUCGGCGGUCUGCCUAACAGUUUUGGACACAAACGUUAAUGUUUUGUGGAUCUGCUUCUUUACUUUGGGGCUUUCCAUGGCGCCAAUGUUCGGCUGCUGCACGGCGUGGCUCUCCGCGCACGUGACCCUUUCGCACGAUUUCAUGUCAGUCAUAAUGACUAUCGCGACUUUCGGAGCCAUAGGUCCUCCCCUUUUUGUCGGAAGUUUCAUCGAAAGCCAUCCCUACGUACUAACAUAUUUCAUCCUGCUCGCUGCCGUCUGUGUGCUCGUGACCGCCUGGUCGAUGGGCUUCGUAGCCCUCAUCUAUCACAAAAGAACCUAUAGACGAUGUCCUGUAGACACGAAUGAGGAAUUGCACAAAUUGAGUGAAGCUUGAUCUUCUCUGACAGAAUGCUCGUCGCACCGAUAAUUAUCGAGAAGCUUGUUGCUUAGCAGAGACUUCAGUCCCCCUUCCCCGAGGCA
Molecule: messenger RNA, 1687 nt
Organism: Galendromus occidentalis (western predatory mite)
Lineage: Eukaryota; Metazoa; Arthropoda; Arachnida; Mesostigmata; Phytoseiidae
Product: sodium-dependent glucose transporter 1A
Exons: 7
Coding region: 192-1601 (469 amino acids)
Biological process (GO): transmembrane transport
Molecular function (GO): D-glucose transmembrane transporter activity
Source: RefSeq, a predicted model, not a curated record